Messenger RNA from Cercopithifilaria johnstoni, 1908 nucleotides. The record is from the annotation of a GenBank genome assembly. NCBI's taxonomy places the organism in Eukaryota, Metazoa, Nematoda, Chromadorea, Rhabditida, Onchocercidae.
AUGAUGGUAAAAGCAGUGAAAGGUAAAAAGAAAGCUAGAGAAAUAACAUCAACAGAAACUGUUGAUUUAAGACGCCGAAAUUUGCUACCAAGUCGUGAUAUCAUUACAAGCACCGCGAUUGCUUCACCGGUUUAUCCAUGUGAUGAGAAAAAUUCACCAAAUUAUAUGAUUUACUGUCAGGGUGAGCUGUUACAUGCCGUAUCAUUAAGCAAUAUCUUCAAAGAUACGAAAACAUUCGUGGAUAAACCGAUGAAGAAAGAACCGGAAGAAAUAAUCAAUGCUUUCAACAAAAAAUUUUCUUCCCAAAUUAGCAUCAGUGAUCGAGAUGAGUUGCUUUCCUUUGUGAAUGAAUAUUUUGAUGUGGAAGGAAGUGAUAUCCAAGAGUGUCCGGAAGAUACGAUGGAAGAUUGGGACGAUGAGCCAGAGUAUCUCGUGGCGAUCGAAGAUCAGGAACUACGUCAAUUUGCUUUGGAAAUCCAUGCGUUAUGGAAAAAACUCUGUCAUAUCGUUAAGCCUGAGGUAAAGGAUAAUCCGAAACGUUAUUCGGUAUUAUAUUUGCCAUAUGAAUUCAUGAUAGCAGGUGGUCGAUAUCGGGAAUUUCAUUAUUGGGAUACUUAUUGGAUUAUUAAGGGUUUACUUGCUUCAGGUAUGCAUGAAACUGUAAAGCACAUACUUCAAAAUUUUAAAUAUUUGAUUGAAAAAUAUGGUUAUAUACCAAAUGGUGGCCGUACUUAUAUGCUACAACGUACUCAACCACCGUUUUUUAUUCCAAUGGUUUACGAAUAUCAUACCGUAACGGAGGAUGAUGAAUUCCUGCUCAGUGUUAUGGGUCCUAUGGAAACGGAAUUUGCAUUUUGGAAAAAAUAUCGGACAAGAAUUAUUUCAAAAAAUGGCAAAAAUUAUACAAUAUUCCAAUAUAUUUCUCCUGUAAAUACACCUCGUGCAGAAGCAUAUCGUAGCGAUUUUUUUGUGGCUGAAAAUGCACCGGAAAUAAAACGUCGACAAAUAUGGAAUGAUAUUAAUAGUGCUGCCGAAUCCGGAUGGGAUUUCAGUAGUCGAUGGCUUAGCAAUAGUAAAACGAUGGAUACUAUUGAAACAUCAAAUAUUGUACCUGUUGAUUUAAAUGCAUUAAUGUGUUGGAAUAUGGAAAUUUUAGCACAUUUACACGGAGAAAUCGGUGAUUCAAGUCGUCGAGCAGAAAUAAACAUUGAAAGGGCAAAAUUUGUUGAUACAUUUGAAGCGGUAUUUUUUGAUGAACGUGAAGGUUCAUGGUUUGAUUUUAAUUUAAAUACCGGUGAACGUGUAGAUGAUACAUAUCCAUCUAUAGCUGUCCCCUUAUUUACCGAAUGUUAUAGUAGUUUAAAUAAUCCAAUGUUGGUUGAUGUACUUGGAACGUUACAACGUAAAGGAUUAUUACAAUUUCCGGGUGGUAUACCUGCAAGUUUGAUUCGUAGUUCGAAUCAACAAUGGGAUUAUCCUAAUGGUUUUGCUCCAAUCAAUCAUAUGGUUAUCGAAGGUUUACGGAAAUCAAAUCAUCCGAUUAUGCAACAAAAAGCAUUUGAGUUAGCGAACAGAUGGAUCAAUCGAAAUUACAAAGUUUAUCAAACUAAUCAAAAAUUAUGGCAGCAAUAUGAUGUAGCCAAAGAUCACAUACGACCAGCAAAAGAUGACAAUUAUGGUAAUGAGGAAGGUUAUGGAUGGACAAAUGGUGCAUUGUUAGAUUUAAUGGUAACAUAUAGUAAACGAAUUAGUGUUUCCGAUAAAAUUGCUCCAACGGAUAUAUCCGAAAUAAUCGAUAACGAACCAAUUGAUUUAUUAAUGAAAAAGUUAGAAGAUUUGUUUGGUUCAUGGAUAUCUGUAAAGAAACGUUUAAUACGUACUGCUUCUUAUAUCCUGAAAUGCAAUUGA